Molecule: messenger RNA, 2131 nt
Organism: Pomacea canaliculata
Lineage: Eukaryota; Metazoa; Mollusca; Gastropoda; Architaenioglossa; Ampullariidae
Product: 60 kDa heat shock protein, mitochondrial-like
Biological process (GO): protein import into mitochondrial intermembrane space; mitochondrial unfolded protein response; apoptotic mitochondrial changes
Cellular component (GO): mitochondrial matrix; mitochondrial inner membrane
Molecular function (GO): protein-folding chaperone binding; ATP binding; ATP-dependent protein folding chaperone
Source: RefSeq, a predicted model, not a curated record
UUUGUGUUAGGUAAUAGCGUCAGAUUUUUCUAAAUAACUGCUCCCUCAGUUGGUGAUUGGGUAAAGGUUGUUUCAGACGGCGAGGAAGGAGAGAAACUAAUUCAUCAUGUACCGACUUCCAAACAUCCUACGAUCGGCAGUUGCCAGGAAGUUUGCCCCAUCACUAGCUAGAUGCUAUGCCAAAGAUCUUAAAUUUGGUGCAGAUGCUAGAGCUCUUAUGCUUCAGGGGGUUGAUUUGUUAGCAGAUGCUGUAGCUGUUACCAUGGGACCAAAGGGAAGAAAUGUUAUCUUGGAACAAAGCUGGGGAAGUCCGAAGAUCACAAAAGAUGGUGUGACAGUUGCAAAAGGCAUUGAACUUAAGGACAAGUAUCAGAACAUUGGUGCAAAACUCGUUCAAGAUGUUGCUAAUAAUACAAAUGAAGAAGCUGGAGAUGGAACAACAACAGCAACAGUGCUUGCCCGAGCUAUUGCAAAAGAAGGCUUUGCCAGGAUAAGUGAUGGGGCAAAUCCCAUUGAAAUACGGAAAGGUGUUAUGAUGGCUGUUGAUGCAGUUGUUGAACAGUUGAAGCAGAUGUCCAAACCUGUUACCACGCCAGAAGAGAUAGCACAGGUGGCUACCAUAUCAGCAAAUGGUGAUCGAGCUGUUGGAGACUUAAUAUCUGGAGCCAUGAAAAAAAUUGGAAGAGAUGGUGUCAUCACUGUUAAGGAUGGAAAAACUUUGAAAGAUGAGUUGGAAGUGAUUGAGGGAAUGAAGUUUGACCGAGGAUACAUCUCUCCAUACUUCAUCAACACAGCAAAAGGUGCCAAAUGUGAGUUUCAAGAUGCCUUAGUACUGUUGUCGGAGAAGAAAAUCUCCUCUGUCCAGAGCAUAAUUCCUGCUCUUGAGCUUGCAAAUACUGCUCGAAGGCCUCUCCUGAUAAUUGCGGAAGAUGUGGACGGUGAAGCACUCAGUACGCUUGUUCUCAACAGAAUCAAAGUUGGGUUGCAAGUAUGCGCUGUGAAGGCUCCAGGGUUUGGUGACAAUCGAAAAAACACACUUCAGGACAUGGCAGUUGCAACAGGAGCUGUGGUUUUUGGUGAUGAGGGUAACUUGUAUAAGCUUGAAGACAUUCAAAUGCAAGAUUUUGGCCAGGUUGGAGAGGUUUCAGUGACAAAGGAUGACAGUCUUCUUAUGAGGGGUAAGGGGGAUAAAAAUCAAAUUGAGAAGCGUAUAAAUCAGAUUAAGGAGGAGAUCGCUUUAAGUACUUCGGAGUAUGAAAAAGAGAAGAUGGGAGAAAGGCUUGCCAAGCUGUCCAAUGGAGUUGCUGUGUUGAAGGUUGGUGGCACAAGUGAAGUAGAAGUCAAUGAGAAAAAGGAUCGUAUAAAUGAUGCAUUAAAUGCAACACGUGCUGCAGUUGAAGAAGGAAUUGUGGCUGGCGGUGGCACCGCAUUGUUAAGAUGUAUUGCAAAGUUGGACAGCAUUAAGACGGAAAAUAGUGAUCAAACCAUAGGAGUGGAGAUAGUAAGAAAAUCACUUCGUGUGCCAGCACUGAUAUUGUGGGCCAAGAAGUUGUGUCAUGGUGUGCCGAUGGCAAAAUUUGUUGUGGAGAAGCUGCUUCGUGAAAUCGAUGAAUAAGAUGGGUUUACUGAUGCACUACCUCACUCAGACGGACGUAGACUAUGCCAAAAUCUCAUUGAGCGUGGCAUCAUUGAUCCUACAAAGGUUGUUAGAACAGCAUUAGUGGAUGCAGCUGGUGUUGCAUCUCUGCUAACAACUGCAGAAGCUGUUGUCACAGAACUGCCAAAAGAAGAAAAAGAAGGGGCCAUGGCUGGAAUGGGCGGUGGCAUGGGUGGAAUGGGCGGUAUGGGUGGAAUGGGUUUCUAAACAGCUUUCAUCAUACAUCCUGAUUGUGUGUUAACAAAAGACUAUUUAGCUUGCUUAAAGAAAAGACCGAGAGGGACAUUUGGCAUCACUUUGUAAAUUAAGCCUCCUGUGACUCAAAAUGUGAUGGCUGUGAGAUCUAUAUUUUCACAUGGCUGACUGCCAGUUUUUUGUGAUUUAGCCCUUUCAGCAGCAGAACUGAGCUUGUACAUUUUCAAAUCAAGCUCUCAGCAGCUGUGGUUUGGUCUUUUAUAUUGGAUGGAUUUGGAU